AUGCCCCUCCCUCCGUCUCCCCUGAAACUCGCUCACCGCUACCCCUCCAACAUGGACGACUCUCCAAUCUCACCAGGGGCCCCAGGGGUCAAUGUUUUUGCCCCAGAGAGCCCUACGGAGCCCCGAACGCCCCGGCACUCGGCGCCUCCAUCCCCAAUCUUGUCCCGCCAAACCCUGAAUGGCAUGAAUGGAUUCCAUCGGGAAUCGGUAGAUUUCUCCGCCGACGCAGGCGGGAGUGGUCUUGGGAAUCUUGCCGACGAGCUAGCGGAUGCAUGGGAACAAGAAGAAGAUGGUUACGGAUAUGCUUCCGGGCAGGAGAAUGCGACUGGAUCCCAACGAACGGACCAGAGCGACGGCGAGGACGCAUAUCUACAGUCGGUGCGCGACAUGCGCUCCCAGUCACCUACAGACUCUCCAGCCAGAAACAGGUUGCGAGCCGACCAAAUUCGACAGCAUCGACGGCAGGAAUCCCAAUAUGACGGUUCAGACUAUGGGAAUGAUUCAGAUCUCGAAGAGGCGGCCGAUCUCUCCCCCGCAUUGGAAAGCCAGAUGGCCGAUAUCGAGAGCCUUGCGCGACGCGGUAUCGAGAAUAAUGGCAGCGAGAAUGACCAUGUCAUUCAAAGGACAGUAGAGUCGCUGAGGGAUCUAGGUGGACAGAGUGGAAUUGAGAACAGUGCCAUGAGGUUGAUCACUGCCCAUACAUCUAUCACAUCUCACCUUACUCACCAAACCCGCAUUCUUCAAUCUCUUAUCCACCCACUUCUAUUUUCUUCAUUUCCUCUCCUCACCGACGACGCCAUUGACUCCCUUAUGCCUCUGAUUGACGAGGGCCUCUUGCCCAACCUUCCCUAUCCUUUCCCCGAACAAAUCCACCGGGACUCCAGACCAGCCACACCAUCACAAGCAUCCGCCAAUCCGCUUGCAUCUCUCCAAGCUCUUAUCUCUCAAACCGCAGACAUUACCCACUCCCUUCGCGGUCUAAGCGACACCCUUUACGAAUCCCGCCAGCUGACUUCCACGGCAUCUCGUCGAUUAAGAUCCGCGCGGGAACUCGUUUCUGAUAUACGGCGCGAGGAAGAAAGUCGAGAGGAAGGUUCACGGUGGAUCGAACGAGGGGAUUGGGAUCGUCGACUUCAAGAUCGCGAAGCUGGAAAGGAGUGUCGAGAUGUCGUCAGUGGCUUUGAAGCUGUCUGCGGUGAAUGGCGUGAGAGACUCUUUGGAUCUGCCGAGAUGGCAGCCGCAUAA
Messenger RNA from Penicillium verhagenii, 1245 nucleotides. RefSeq lists its product as uncharacterized. The record is from RefSeq and is a predicted model, not a curated record. NCBI's taxonomy places the organism in Eukaryota, Fungi, Ascomycota, Eurotiomycetes, Eurotiales, Aspergillaceae. The transcript has 2 exons. Bases 1 to 1245 code for a protein of 414 amino acids.